GGUGUGGUGAAGAGUGUCUUGAUCAAAAUGGACGAAACAAAAGUUAUAUACCACAUCGACGACGAAGAUACGCCGUACCUUGUAAAGCUACCUAAAAGUCCUUCAGAGGUUACUCUAUCGGACUUUAAAAAUGUCCUCAAUCGACCGAGUUACAAGUUCUUUUUCAAAAGUAUGGAUGACGAUUUCGGUGUGGUCAAAGAAGAGAUAAGCGAUGAAGAGAUGAAUUUGCCUUGCUUUAAUGGACGGGUAGUUGCUUGGCUUGUCACAUCAGACACAAGUAGUGUGUCGGACACAGGCAGAGAUGAUCAGCAGUCAGUUAUAUCAGCAUCAUCUGAUAUGCACCCUCCAAUGCCCAGAACAGUUGGUAUUGGAGACUCCAGACCACCUUCUUUCCAUCCCCAUGGAGGGCACUCAACAGCAGGUGAUUUUGACUCAGAAGUAGAUUCCACAGUUAGUUCCAGAAGAGGGUCAAGAAGGAGGGACAAACAUAUCAACAGAAAUGAAGUGGUGCAUGGAAGACAUAGACAAGGAGGAAGACAUGAAGGUGAUCGGUAUGAGAGUGCUUCCAUGAUGAGUAGUGAUAUUGAAUCAACAAGCUAUAUGGAUUCUUCAGAUGAUCAAAGCAGUGUUUCAAGGUUCUCCAGUACAACUGAAGGUUCUCAACUUCUUAGAGGAAGACAUAGAAGGCGGAGAAGACGACCAAGGAUGCCAAGAGUGCAAAGGUGUUCAUCAUUUAGUACCAUAACAGAGUCAACCAUGUCACUCAACAUUAUAACAGUCACACUUAAUAUGGAAAAAGUAAAUUUUCUAGGAAUAAGUAUUGUAGGUCAGAGCAACAAAAGAGGAGAUGGAGGAAUUUAUGUUGGUUCUAUCAUGAAAGGUGGUGCAGUGGAUUUGGAUGGAAGGAUAGAACCUGGAGAUAUGUUGUUGCAAGUUAAUGAUGUAAAUUUUGAAAAUAUGAGCAAUGAUGAUGCAGUGCGGGUUUUGAGAGAAAUGGUCCAUAAACCUGGUCCCAUUACUUUAACCGUUGCCAAAUGCUGGGAUCCUACACCAAAAGGAUACUUCACAUUACCUCCUAGUCCAGGUGAACCUGUGCGUCCAAUUGAUACCUCAGCAUGGGUACAACACACCACAGCAAUGACUCAGUUUGGACCAACUGCACAAUAUGGAAAACAACCAAACAGUCAAUCACUCACAACAAUGACAUCAACCAGCUCAUCAAUGACAAGUUCUCUACCGGAAUCAGACAGAUAUACUGAACUUCAAGAAGGUGAAGGACUCUCAGUAACCUCAGACAUGACCUCGAUAGUUAAAACAAUGGCAGCUCCAGAAUCUGGCCUUGAUAUCAGAGACAGAAUGUGGCUCAAGAUUACCAUCCCCAAUGCAUUUAUAGGAUCUGAUGUGGUAGACUGGCUGUAUUCACAUGUAGAAGGUUUUCAAGACAGACGUGAAGCAAGAAAAUAUGCUUGCAAUCUUUUGAAGGCUGGUUUCAUUCGACACACAGUUAACAAGAUUACUUUCUCAGAGCAGUGCUAUUAUGUGUUUGGCGAUCUUUGUGGAAAUAUGGCGGCUCUUACGAUCAACGAACAUGAGGGCGAUGGCGACCAAGACACUUUGGGACCCCUCCCAACACAUCAAGCUAUUUCGUGGAUAGCAGGUCCACCAAGUUACGGAUAUCAUCAAAUGCCUUCUUACCCGGGCCCUCCUCCUCAAGCCAUAGUGGACACACAGACACCUGGGUACGCUCAGUCAUUCUACAGCGCACACAGUGGCAGCCAAAGUCCCCACAGCGCUAGUGGCAGCUCACGGAAGAGCGGAGGAGGAGGCGACCGCGCUGAUGGUGACCAUCGGAGUAGUGGUGGAAGCAGUAGCGAGAAGAGCAGUAGCAGCAAAGGUAAAAGCAAGGAGCGUGAGGCUCGAAGCAUCGAAGGAUCAGCUCAGCUCGUUCAAGGACCUCCCCCUGCGGGAGUUCCCAUGCCCGGAGGUCCCCCAAUGCCGGGUAUUGCUAUGAUGCCCCGGCCUCUUGAUCAGGUUCCCGAGAACAUUUCAGCGAGUAGGAACAGUUUUAGAAUGGCGAUGGGUAAUCCUUGUGAGUUCUUUGUAGAUGUGAUGUAAACAGUAGACAGAUGUCAUCCGCCUAUCACAAGCUACUGGACUUACUGGUGAGCUUUACUAACAGACGGCUCUGAGGGCAGCUCCCGAAACAGCUUAGCGCCUGGCUGACGAUGCGCGUUGUUGCCAUAUUCGCUCUGUUGACUUCACAAGUUGCAAACAGACUGACGUUUUUGUUUCUAGUGUAUCAGUUGAACAGAGUUACACAGGUUAUCGAGAUUUACGCGCGGUGCCUAUUGCUGACCAAGUUGAUCGUCGCACUGGUGAAUUUGCCAGAAUUUUCGGAGCCAAGACGUUAAUAAUCAUUGUUAGUUAUAACUUGCAUUUGUACAUAGUGUGGAAAUUGGUGCUUUCGAGAGGUUAGGUCUGUACAGAAAUCCAGCUUGAGUUAUUUUAUUGGCAAAGAGAACUUCAUUUUUAUUGUAGUCUUUACAAGUCAAUUUGACGCGCGAUUUCAUUUUGCGCCCAAAAUUGUAAUUUAUAAUUCUCAGUCUCCAGCACAUACGGUAUUGAUCUCAGGCCAGUUUUAUCCUCUGUGACAAAUAAAGCUCGUUCUGUUUCGCCUGAAGAAUAUAAUAGUUGGGUUGUCACUGUAGCACAACAGUACAUGGAUAUCUGUUAACGAUUUCUCGUGUUCCUUGCCUCGCACGUGUGAUUUCAAGGUUAAAUAUUCUUGACAGGUCAUCUAAUUUUUAUUUUUUUCGUAAACUAAGCGUGCUUUAGUUGCUUGAAUAACAAGUGCGAGACAGAUACUUACCAUAGAAUGUAUAAAUCAAUUAUUCUUGAAUGAAGCAAUUUUAUUGAGCGCAGUUUUGCACUAUCAAAAGAACAGUGGGAUGUUAUCUUACUCUUCUUGGGAGAUAAAUAUCUUUUGCCAACAACCAAAUAAAGAAUACAGUAUGAUACGAGA
Pocillopora damicornis (cauliflower coral) is the source of this 3022-nucleotide messenger RNA. RefSeq names its product segment polarity protein dishevelled homolog DVL-3. Lineage: Eukaryota; Metazoa; Cnidaria; Anthozoa; Scleractinia; Pocilloporidae. Gene Ontology annotation, cellular component: cytosol. The record is from RefSeq and is a predicted model, not a curated record. Gene Ontology annotation, biological process: canonical Wnt signaling pathway; intracellular signal transduction. Gene Ontology annotation, molecular function: protein binding.